Messenger RNA from Fulvia fulva, 234 nucleotides. RefSeq lists its product as uncharacterized. NCBI's taxonomy places the organism in Eukaryota, Fungi, Ascomycota, Dothideomycetes, Mycosphaerellales, Mycosphaerellaceae. The transcript is spliced from 2 exons. The record is from RefSeq and is a predicted model, not a curated record. The coding region runs from base 1 to 234 and encodes 77 amino acids.
AUGUAUGCCUUAACUGACCCAGGCUGUGCCUUGCGUCGAUGGAUUGUGGAUGAGUUCGUGUGGGAGCACGAUGCUGAUUCAGAGGAUCCGCUCGACUUUGAGGAGUUCAAAGAGUUGAAUCCGGAGUUCUUGCUGGAUGUCGUUCGCGAGCAGGGCCGGCGCCUUGGUGGCGCAGUUGACGAGCGAGAGCUUCAUCGCAAGCCCGCAGAUGAUCCAGAGAAGUACAAGCAGUAG